This is a messenger RNA of Syzygium oleosum, 837 nucleotides long. Its product is annotated as early nodulin-like protein 14. Gene Ontology annotation, cellular component: plasma membrane. Gene Ontology annotation, molecular function: electron transfer activity. Lineage: Eukaryota; Viridiplantae; Streptophyta; Magnoliopsida; Myrtales; Myrtaceae. The transcript is spliced from 2 exons. Bases 66 to 605 code for a protein of 179 amino acids. The record is from RefSeq and is a predicted model, not a curated record.
GCACAUCUGAUCCCUUUCUUCUCCAACUCAACUCAAGCAUCGUCAGUUCUCUCAUUUGUGCAGCAAUGGCUCAUCUGAAAGUAUUUACGUUGCCAGUUUUGAUCUCCAUGGUGAUCUUCUCAAGCAUCAAUGCAGAAGCAAGGCAAUUUGUGGUUGGUGGCAAAGAGAAUUCAUGGGAAGUUCCAUCGUGUCCUUCGCAGCUCAAUCAGUGGGCUCAGAGUAACCGGUUCCAAGUUGGAGAUAUUCUGAUAUUCAAAUAUGAUAAAAAUGCUGAUUCGGUGUUGGAAGCAACGAAGGAGGAUUAUGCGGGUUGCAACACCGCAAAGCCGCUCAAAGAGUACAAGGAUGGUGACACAAAGUUGAAAUUGGAGCGCUCGGGACCAUACUACUUCAUUAGUGGAGCCGAGGGACAUUGCCAGAAGGGACAGAAGCUCGAGGUUGUGGUCAUGUCCGAAAAGCACUCACCCAAGGGCGCCCCCUCUGCGCCGACGGAAGUGCCUGCUCCAGCGCCACGCGCUGGCAACGGCGCCGCUGGUUUACGUGAUGGCUUUUGGACUGUCUUGGUCGGGCUGGGAAGUUUGACAGUGGGGCUGCUUAUGGCUUGAGAAAUAGUGUGUUCAGGGGAGAGAAUACAUCUAGGUCUUUAUUGAACUUUUGUGUUAUCUGGGGUAAUUACUUAGGUUACUGCAUAUUUCUGAACUGCAUGAAGGACCAUAGUAUUGUCAAAUUAAUGUAUGCUUCUCCUAUUUUGGGUAGUAUAGGACCCAAUUUGCAUGGUUAGAUGUUCCAAUAUGAGUUUUCUUGUUCUUCAAUGAUAUACUUAAGUUUCCCUUGCUG